CGUUGGAGCGGUGAGCAUCAGACAUCUCUGAGGAUGAUGAAAUUGCCCUCGACCCUGCACGUUGAUCAGCUCCUGGGGAUCCGCACGAUCGUCGCCUGUCAGUCGCCUGACCUACCCGUCGCCCUGCAGAGCGCCCACCAUCCGUCCGGGCCGUUGCUGGACCCCUUGCUUCUGCAAUGAGCCACCCAGGCUCGCACUGCGAUGUGGAGGAUUGGCCGAUCGCGCUGUCCGGGCGCGCCAGCACCAUCUCCUCGUCGACCAGCUCCUCCAGCGCCAUCGGCUAUAGCACCUCCCCGACCCUCCCUCCAGCCCUCAGCCGCACGGCCUCCUCGAUCGGAUCCCAGUCGAGGCAGGCGUCGUGCUUUUCCCUGUACGACGACGUGUGCCGCCUCCCGCUGAACGACUCCGUGACCAUCGCCUUUGUCCGAAGCGGCAAGCUCUUCAAGUUACGUUACACCUACAUCGACAUCCGCAAGGAUGCUUCGGGAAGCCUCAAGUGCUUCGAGCUAGGCGGGGGGGUUGGCCAGCAGACCCCUCUAAUCCAUACCUUCAACGGCACGAAGCUCCCUGUUCCUCAUCUCGAACACCCGAAACUACCCAACGAGCCCUCGCUUCGCAUUUCCUUCAUGGACGAGCAAACCGUGCAAUCGGCACAGACGGUGUUCACCACACAGAUAUCCUAUACCUUUGAUGAGUGGAAGGAUUGCGUGCAAUUCCAGGAGUUGAUACUGCGGUCGAAAUUGGUCUUCAUUGCGGGGAUAGCGGAGGCCAAAUCCAAGGGGCGAGGGGAAGAGUGCAUGAGCCAGAACCUGCGCGUGCUACGUGGGCAUAACGGGAAAGAGGUGCUGCUAUUCUUCGCCAACUCGCAGCGGAAGGACCUGAAGCGCUACGUGCAUAUACCGGUCAACUGCAUUGACAGCUUCAAGCCCGGCAAGAAGGCCGGAAAGCCAGUCGUUCUACAGCUGCAGCCCAACUUCGAUCUUCUGACGCAGAUGAGAACCUUGAACAUUCUCUUUCUGGACGACUUGGACCGGCAAGCGUUCUGCGAGUUCUUGGCCGAGCGCAUCAAAUAAGACGACCGUGAUUGCUAGAAUUUUCACGGCACGUGGGUAGGCAAUCGUCACCCCAUUAGCACCGGGCUUUCACAAGCUA
Molecule: messenger RNA, 1152 nt
Organism: Aspergillus heteromorphus CBS 117.55
Lineage: Eukaryota; Fungi; Ascomycota; Eurotiomycetes; Eurotiales; Aspergillaceae
Exons: 6
Coding region: 177-1073 (298 amino acids)
Source: RefSeq, a predicted model, not a curated record